Messenger RNA from Ictalurus furcatus (blue catfish), 1191 nucleotides. It is a transcript of the gene tmem186, whose product is annotated as transmembrane protein 186. Gene Ontology annotation, cellular component: mitochondrion. The transcript has a single exon. NCBI's taxonomy places the organism in Eukaryota, Metazoa, Chordata, Actinopteri, Siluriformes, Ictaluridae. The annotation marks the transcript as partial. The record is from RefSeq and is a predicted model, not a curated record.
UUCCAGCUGCGAUCACCCCGUUCGAUCCGUGUGACCUUAUCGUUAGUGGCGCCUGGAACCCGAUGCCGCUGUCCAUCUCCAGGUGUCCAGCUGUCUUUGUUCCAUUCUCGCAAGCUUUUGCGGACAAGUUGUCCGGCAAUAAAGCCGUCUCUUCAUUCACCCCAGCAUCAAGCCCUUGUUCCCUGCUCAGACCUGGCGUCCCGGAAGUACACCUUAAUUUAUGCGUUCCCCGCCAUCCGAGGACUACGCGCGCUCUCCAGGUUCAAACUGGUUCAAACUGGCGUCACCGGCGUCCUUCUACCCGCAGUUUAUUAUUCCUACCUUCAGGGCCAAGCGUCAGUCAGUCUUUUAAGCUACACCACGGGCAUCGCUGCGUUCGCCGCAAUCAUGCUAUACACCGUUAGCUACUACGUCCGGCGAGUGGUCGGGAUGAUGUACCUGGACCACACGCACACCACGUUAAAGGUGGCCCAUCUGUCUUUCUGGGGCCACCGGAGGGACGUGUAUCUGCCCGUGUCGGAUGUAAUGACUCUUGGAGACACGGGAGACUCACCGGGUGAAGUUAUAUUAAGGCUGAAACGCUACAGCUGCUCGGACACACUCUAUUUCUCCACCAGGCUGGGGCGUGUGCUGGAUAAAAACGGGUUUGAGAAAGUUUUUGGGACUUUGUCUCGAUAGACUGCUGUGUCUGUGCUUGUGUUAAUGUCCAAAAUAAUCUCGCAUUCAGAUUUACAAAUAAAGGUUUAUUCCCAGCCAGUCUGGUGUGUUCAAAGUUCUUCCAUGCUCCUAACCAGUGUACUGUUACGCUGUAUAACUCUGAAACGUGUAUCACCUACAUCACCCAGUUUUCAUCCUAAUAGUCACCUACAUCACCACAAGUUGUUUGGAAAGGUUUCAAGAUAAAAAGCCUCUACUCUCAUCCAAAAACAAACUCAAGCAUCUUCAGUUUGAUUGACACUACUGGAACUUCAAAAUGGUAUCGGGUUCUAUGGUCCGAUUUAAUAGCUUUCAAAACAGUGUUACUACAGUAUGAAUGCUAAUAGUGUGUCUUUCUCAGCGUGUUAAUAAAGAAACACUGUUAGCAUCACAUAAAUAUAAAUAAAAUUGGAUUCACUCUGCCCACUGUUUACAUUUUUUUUACUACAUUCUUUUGGAUGUUCAUGGAAUAAAAUAAAAUAUCAGAUGCCAUGA